Messenger RNA from Gossypium arboreum, 808 nucleotides. RefSeq lists its product as uncharacterized. The transcript is spliced from 2 exons. NCBI's taxonomy places the organism in Eukaryota, Viridiplantae, Streptophyta, Magnoliopsida, Malvales, Malvaceae. The record is from RefSeq and is a predicted model, not a curated record. Bases 192 to 743 code for a protein of 183 amino acids.
GUUGGAGGAGUCCCACUUGAAUUAAUAAUACUAAACUAAUACCAUUAUACCGAGGCCAUCACCAUCUGUUUUCAACAACUUCACAAAUAAAUAAAAAGAAGGCAAGUAAAGUAAAGGCAAGGAUAUUUAUUUUCUCCUCCACCACCGCCACAUCUUCCCAUCUUCAUCCUUGCAAUCUUGGUUUAGUUUUGAUGAUGGAGGGUUUCAAUUUUAGAUCCAAAUCAUCCAGGGAUGGGGGGAUGCAGAUGGAGAGUUACUAUGGAGGUAAAGGAGGAGGGCCUAGCAACAUGCAGGACUUGAGGUGUUACAGUGCUAAUUAUGCUAAUUCUGUUCAACCAAAUCAGCUUGGCAAAGAGAUUAAGAUGAAGAAAAGCAAAAGCUCCUUUGAGUCUUCUUCCAAAACCUGGAGCUUUAAUGACCCUGAGUUGCAGAGGAAGAAAAGGGUUGCUAGCUACAAGGUUUAUGCUGUUGAAGGCAAGAUGAAAGGUUAUUUGAGGAAGAGUUUCAGGUGGAUCAAGGACACUUACACCCAGGCUGUCUAUGGUUGGAGCAUUUGCAAGAUUGUACAUCUUUUCAGACUUACACAGGCAAGCCGAGAUAAGGCAACUUGUAACAAAGAUGAAGAUAUAGACUAUUUUCACCGGCUACCAACUCUUGUUAUGUGUGUGUCGAGUAGUGUACAGACAACACAAUACAAUACAAUACAAUACAAUUGCCCCCAGCACCCAGAGGCCUUUGUAUAAUCAAUGGGACUUGUGUAAUCUAAAGAGAUCAAGAAAAUAAUUGUGGCUCAAUGUUAAAAAUGUUA